CAAUGAUGGCGUCUGCAGACCUGAGAGAUGAGCUAAACUGCUCCAUCUGCCUGAAUAUUUAUACCGAUCCAGUAACUCUAACUUGUGGACACAACUUCUGCCUGCUCUGCAUUGGGAAUGUGCUGGAUACACAGCAGGAAUCUGGAGUUUAUACCUGUCCUGAGUGCAGAGCAGAGUCACAGGAUCGUCCAGCACUGCAGAGAAACACAACUCUGAGUAACAUCACAGAUCGUUUUCGAUCUCCCCAGCAAAUGGAGGAAGAUACGGGGAUCGCCUGUACUUACUGUUUGCACAUUCUUGUACCUGCUGCUAAAACAUGUCUGCUUUGUGAAGCUUCUCUGUGUGAAACCCACCUGAAGGUCCACAGCAAGUCAGCAGAACAUGUCAUAACUGAGCCCACUACUUUCUUGGAAAACAGGAAAUGCUCAGUGCACAAAAAGGCACUGGAAUAUUAUUGCACUUUUGAUGCUACCUGUAUCUGUGUGUACUGCAACGUGAUUGGAGAUCACAAGGGGCACCAAGUGAAGAUAUUAAAUGAAGCCUCUGAAAAUAAGAACAACAACCUGAGAGACAAUUUAAAGGUACUGACGUCACAGAGGGUGGGAGCUGAGGAAAGAGUUGCAAGUCUGCAAAAGCACAGGACAGAUGUGAAAGAAAAGGCAGUUGUUGAAACGGAGAGAGUUACUGCUGUGAUCAGGGAAAUCAGGAAACAGCUACAAGCCUUAGAGAACCAAGUCCUUGGUGAGAUCUCUAACCAGGAAGAGCAGGUUUCACUUCAAGUCUCAAAUCUUACCCAGCAACUGGAAUUAAAGAUGGAGCAGCUGUCCAAGAAGAUAGCUUACACUGAGGAGCUGUUAAACAUAACUGACCCAUUGACUGUUCUACAAGAAAAGGAGUCACUCAGUGCUGGGUUUUAUGCUGUUCAGAUGGGAGGAGAAGAAGUUCUACGAGAUCUGGAUGUAGAUGUGAUCUUGAGUACAUUACAUUCUGGCUUAGCACCAAUUGUGGAGUGUGUUUCAAUUUAAGUUGUUAAAAUGCCAGAGACUAGUCAAGAUUGGCUUCUCAUUGCAUCAUGGAAACCUCAAACUAAUGAGUGGCAGCUUUUUACUAAUAAAACGCAAUGCUUCCUUGCCUUGUGAUUAAACCCUUGAGGACGGAGGCAAUUGUACACGAUCUGAUCGAACCAAAAUGUGCACAAACCCUAGAGUUGGAGCUAUAUGUCUGUUCAAUCAUAAUUUACCUGUUUCAUAUGAAGUGCACCUACACCUAUUAUAUAUAAUUUUGUUCAGGAGAAACAGGACUUUCAUUUCCAAUCAA
Molecule: messenger RNA, 1317 nt
Organism: Pelobates fuscus (common spadefoot toad)
Lineage: Eukaryota; Metazoa; Chordata; Amphibia; Anura; Pelobatidae
Product: E3 ubiquitin/ISG15 ligase TRIM25-like
Exons: 2
Coding region: 3-1025 (340 amino acids)
Molecular function (GO): zinc ion binding
Source: RefSeq, a predicted model, not a curated record